AUGUCUUGGAGCCCAGAUUGUGAGUUUUGGGAGGAGACUACCUUUGAACCUUUCGUGGCCUCUUCUUCAUCAAGCGACCAAUUUCACGAAGACCCUUUCCAAGAUUAUCUCUGCUUCGAUAUGAUUGAGAAGGAGGUAAAUCAAGCACCGGUGAGUUGUAAAAACAAAGAAACCGAGAGCGCAGUGAAGGAAAGAUCAUACAUAGGGGUGAGGAAGAGACCUUGGGGGAAAUUUGCAGCUGAGAUCAGAGACACGACCAGGAAUGGAACCAGAGUUUGGCUGGGAACGUUCGAGACUGCCGAGGAGGCUGCUCUAGCUUAUGACCAAGCUGCAUUCACCAUGAGAGGCAACAACGCCGUUCUUAAUUUCCCUGUGGAAAAGGUGAAGGAGUCUCUGCAACACAUCAAGUAUGGCUGCCGCAAAGGCUGUUCGCCUGCUUUGGCCCUCAAAGAGAGGUUCUACAUCCAAAGAAAAUUGUCGUCAAAGGCAAAGAAAGACAAAGCUAAACAACAAUCGGAGGUGUUGGUGCUGGAGGACUUGGGUGUUGAAUAUCUGGAGCAACUUCUCACCAUAUCUGAUCAAACUACAAGCUAGAUGUAUACUUGUAAUAAUCAAACCUGCAGUUUCACACAGUAUUAAUCACCCUCAUUUCUAUUUAUUAGUCCAUAUAUUAUCCUUCUCCUAUAGGUGGAGGCGCCAUUUAUCUUAUUUUCGUCCCUCUUUCAUUUUGCAGUCAUUUUCUCUUGCUAAUUAUAAGCCCCCUUCCCAGCUCAUCCCAUUCUAUUUGUUGGUGUUCGUUAAGAAAUUUGACAUAUCUGAUGCAGUAGGGACAAAGUAGAAACUAGGGAAAAUUGGUGAAUCAUUCCUGUUUGGAAAUUGUAUUGGCUAGAAAGACCUAAAUUCAAAUAUCGAUACUUUGUGUAUGAAAUCCUUAAAGUACUGAUUAUCAAGUCCUCCUACUGAUUAAAAUCUCCAAACAAGAGAUCUUUUACCAAUUUUUUCUGGAAACUAAUUACAAUGAUUAUUACACCUUCAGCUAAAGCUAGCUGCUCCUUUCAUAGAGCAUCGACUCGACCAUUGCACCCUCCUCAGUGUCUUUGUUCCCACCUAAAACCAUCUUGGCGUCUUCCCUUUCCAAGCCCCAUAAACUUCUUUUAUAUCUUUUCUUCAACUAAAAUGUGACCUUCAUAUUGCAUACAUCUAUUUUUGAAACAGCUUCAAAUCCUUCCCGAGUUUUACCCAAAAAAAGAAAUCAUCACCAGACAUGUCCAUAAAAUGACUAAUUGAUCAGCAAUUUUAAAUGAACCAGACGAUGAGUUUUCGGUUUCCAAUCACAGCGCCUAAAACACAUCUCGAUGCAUCCAUAAUAGAAAUAUCAACAAAACCCGGGGAAAGGAAUGUAUGAAUUAGUUUAGCCAGAAGUAUAUAUGCAAUUACCUUGGAAUUCACUGUUGAAAUCUUCCCACAUAUGUCAGUAUAAAGUUAAAUCAGAUAGUAUUUCAUUCUCCAUUUUCCUCAUGACUUCAGAGACAGUAAACC
Neltuma alba is the source of this 1539-nucleotide messenger RNA. RefSeq names its product ethylene-responsive transcription factor 1B-like. Lineage: Eukaryota; Viridiplantae; Streptophyta; Magnoliopsida; Fabales; Fabaceae. The record is from RefSeq and is a predicted model, not a curated record. Bases 1 to 594 code for a protein of 197 amino acids. Gene Ontology annotation, biological process: regulation of DNA-templated transcription; ethylene-activated signaling pathway. The transcript has a single exon. Gene Ontology annotation, molecular function: DNA binding; DNA-binding transcription factor activity.